Delphinapterus leucas (beluga whale) is the source of this 5241-nucleotide messenger RNA. The record is from RefSeq and is a predicted model, not a curated record. Lineage: Eukaryota; Metazoa; Chordata; Mammalia; Artiodactyla; Monodontidae.
CGCGCGCGGGGCAGCACGGACGCGAGUCGGGCUGAGGGUGACGGGAGGUCGCCGAGCCUCCCGCGCCGCCGCCCCUUGCCUGACGCACAGAGGGGCCGGGACGCGAUUUGCCGCGAGUGACUGGAGCCGCUGCCGCCGCCACCGCCUCCCGGGCCCGCUCCGCCCUCAGUCCGCCUUCCUCCCGCCUCGCCCUCCGCCUCCGCUCGAGCCUUGCUCGCGUCCCCGCGUCCUCCCCACCGCCCCGGAACGUCGGACAGCCAGCGCCAGCGCCAGCCAGAAAGGAAAAUUUACUGGAGGAAGUUUACUGGAGUAAAAUGGAGGCCUCAGUAAUAUUACCCAUUCUGAAGAAAAAACUAGCCUUCCUUUCAGGAGGAAAGGACAGACGAAGCGGCCUCAUUCUGACAAUUCCAUUAUGCCUGGAACAGACAAAUAUGGACGAGCUGAGUGUCACCUUAGACUACCUACUCAGCAUUCCAAGUGAAAAGUGUAAGGCUAGAGGAUUUACCGUGAUUGUGGAUGGCAGAAAAUCCCAGUGGAAUGUGGUGAAAACAGUAGUCUUAAUGCUACAGAAUGUUGUUCCAGCUGAAGUGUCCCUUGUUUGUGUAGUGAAGCCAGAUGAAUUCUGGGAUAAGAAAGUAACACAUUUUUGUUUUUGGAAGGAAAAGGAUAGACUUGGCUUUGAGGUUAUUUUAGUGUCUGCCAAUAAAUUGACUCGUUAUAUAGAACCAUGCCAGUUAACAGAAGAUUUUGGUGGGAGUCUCACCUAUGAUCAUAUGGACUGGUUAAAUAAGAGGCUGGUUUUUGAGAAGUUUACAAAGGAAUCUACAUCAUUAUUAGAUGAACUUGCUUUGAUUAACAAUGGAAGUGAUAAAGGAAAUCAGCAAGAGAAAGAAAGGUCUGUGGAUUUAAACUUUCUUCCAUCAGUUGAUCCUGAAACUGUUCUUCAGACAGGACAUGAAUUGUUAUCCGAAUUACAGCAGCGUCGAUUUAAUGGCUCAGAUGGAGGGGUCUCGUGGUCUCCUAUGGAUGAUGAACUGCUAGCUCAGCCACAGGUUAUGAAAUUAUUAGAUUCACUGCGAGAGCAAUAUACCCGCUACCAGGAAGUUUGUAGGCAACGUAGUAAGCGUACACAGUUAGAAGAGAUUCAACAGAAGGUGAUGCAGGUUGUGAACUGGCUUGAAGGGCCUGGAUCAGAACAGCUGAGAGCCCAGUGGGGGAUUGGAGACUCCAUUCGGGCUUCCCAAGCCCUACAGCAGAAGCACGAAGAGAUCGAGAGCCAGCACAGUGAAUGGUUUGCAGUUUAUGUGGAACUUAAUCAGCAAAUUGCAGCACUCUUAAAUGCUGGGGAUGAGGAAGAUCUUGUGGAACUGAAGUCGCUGCAGCAACAACUUAGUGAUGUUUGUUACCGACAGGCCAGUCAGCUGGAAUUUAGGCAGAAUCUCUUACAAGCAGCUCUUGAAUUUCAUGGUGUUGCCCAAGAUUUGUCUCAGCAGUUGGAUGGCUUAUUAGGGAUGUUGUGCGUAGAUGUAGCACCAGCUGAUGGAGCAUCGAUUCAGCAAACUUUAAAACUGCUUGAAGAGAAGCUGAAAAGUGUUGAUGUAGGAUUGCAAGGUUUGCGUGAAAAAGGUCAAGGUCUUCUGGAUCAGAUCUCCAAUCAGGCAUCCUGGGCCUAUGGAAAGGAUGUAACCAUUGAAAAUAAAGAAAAUGUGGACCACAUACAAGGAGUGAUGGAAGAUAUGCAGCUUAGGAAACAAAGAUGUGAAGACAUGGUAGAUGUGCGAAGAUUAAAGAUGCUUCAGAUGGUGCAGUUGUUUAAAUGUGAAGAAGAUGCUGCCCAGGCAGUAGAAUGGCUAAGUGAACUUCUGGAUGCUCUUCUUAAGACCCACAUCAGACUGGGUGAUGAUGCUCAGGAAACGAAAGUUCUACUGGAGAAGCAUAGAAAAUUUGUUGAUGUUGCCCAGAGCACUUAUGACUAUGGAAGACAGUUGCUACAGGCCACAGUUGUGCUGUGCCAGUCUUUGCGCUGCACCUCUCGAUCAUCUGGGGAUACACUUCCUCGACUGAACAGAGUAUGGAAACAAUUUACGAUAGCAUCUGAAGAGAGGGUACAUAGGCUGGAAAUGGCUAUUGCGUUUCACUCAAAUGCUGAAAAGAUUUUGCAAGACUGUCCGGAAGAGCCUGAAGCUAUUAAUGAUGAGGAGCAAUUUGAUGAAAUUGAAGCAGUUGGGAAAUCGCUUUUAGAUAGACUAACUGUUCCUGUGGUUUAUCCUGAUGGGAUGAUAGGCCAGCCAGAUGGAGGACAAAUGAGGAGUAUCAUCUACUUUGAGGUUGACAGGACACGACACAGUUCCAUCAAUAAAUAAGAAAGUAAGUAAAAAUCAUACUUAGGAUCUUAGUGAGUCAGCACCAACCUAUAGAAACAAGAGCAUGAAUCUGACCACCGUUAGUGCUGUUAUGGUUAGAGAAGAAUAAUCCUGGUAAACUUGGGUAGUGAUAAUAACAGAAAAAGACUGGUCCUGUAAUAGAGGCUGAUAGAACUAAGGGUGCUCCAUGAAAUAGCAUAAAUAAGGGGGAAUGUUUUAAGACUGAAAAGCGUCCUAGAUAUGCUGAAUAACACGACCGUAAUAUUUUAAAGCAGACUUGAAAACAUGUCAAAACUAGUCCGUGUGCUUCAAGAAAAAGCAGAGCCUGUACUAGAACAUGAAGAACUUAAGAGAUCACAGGAAAGCCAGAACCAUGACUACGUAGUGUGAAAGCAGUAAGUAAAAUUUUAAAAGAAUCAAGAUUAUUUUUGUUAGAAAACUCUUAGGAGGCAAUACACAUAAUACCCACAUAUCAUGAUACAGGAAUUCUUAGCAAAUAACUAAAAAUAGUUACCAGCUUUAGGUAUUAUGAGCAGCGUUGUUAUGGAUCCAAGGCAUGUAGAAAACUGUUUCUGUCAAAAGGCUAAAUUCUGAAGCCAUUCUUGGUGACUCUCAAGGUGCCACUUCAGAAGUAUUUACAAGUCAAAUGCCAUCUCUUUAGGGUGUCCCCAAAUGUGUUGCUCCCUGAAGAGACAGGAGGACGGUUCAGAUGUCCUUCCAUUCAGAAAAAGAGACCUGUUCACCAUGAUCAAGCCUCACAUCAUGUUUCGGUUCUACACAUCUCUUCUAUUAUUGUUACCCUGGUUGUUUUAGAAGUCAGUAAAAAUGUCUAUGCUUGGUUUUUCCCUUAAUGUUUUUUCAUCUUAACUCUUAUGUUAGUCUACACAGCCAACAAACUUGCUCAGAAUAUACUAUCAGUGUAUGUAUUAUUUUUAUUAAGGUAUGAGGAGAUCGAAGUAUCACUUUGACAAUUUUCAGUCAGCAUAGAUUUGAAAACUGAUUGCUCACCUCACACUCAGGAAUAUCCUUUCACAAACUCUUAAGUUUCUAAGUUGACACUGUUUGGAUGAAUUUGAUGGUUAUGUUGCUAUGAGAUCAAUGAUGAAAUUCUCAGCGACAUUAUUUGGCAAGCAUUGCACCCUGGAUUUUUUCCCCCCAACAUUUUAUUGUAAAAUUUUUCAAAUAUAAAAAAGUUAAAAUUUUACAGUGUACUCACCACCCAGAUGCUAGUUAGCAUUAUGCUUUAUCACAUACCUAUCCAUGUAUCAGUUCAUCAAUCCAGAUUAUUUUUGAUGCAUUUUAAAUUUCAGAAAUCUACACACUUCCUACUAAAUACUUUAGCAUACAUAUCAUUAACUAGAAUUCAAUGUUUGCUUACAUUUUUACUUUUAUGUAAAAUUAGCAUACAGUGAAAUGCAUAAAUCUUAAGUGUGUAUCUGCUGGGUUUCGGCAAAUGGAUACAGUGCUAUCAAGAUAUAAAAUGUUACCAGAAAAUUCCCAUAUGGCCAUUCCAGUCAGUCCUUGUUCCCCCCGCCCCCUGUCCCCACAAGCAUCCUCUUCUUUAUUCUACUGUAUAUCAGAUUUGUGCAUUCUAGAUCUUUGUAUAAGUAGAGUCACACAGCAUGUACUCUUAGAAGGCUUCUUCAUUUACUAUGUUUUGGAGAUUUAUCCAUGUGGUUGGGUGUUUCAGUAGUUCGUUCCUUUUUUAUUGCUGAGAAGUAUUCCAUUCUAUGACUAUAUUACAGUUUAUUUAUUCACUUUCCUAUUUAUAAAUACUUGGGCAGUUUCCAGUAUUGGCAAUUAUGAAUGAAGCUGCUACGAUUAUUCUUAACGUAAGUCUUACGUGAACGUAAUCUUUCAUUUCUCUUGAGUGAAUACCUAGGAUUAGAAUUUCUGUGUCACAGGGUAGUUUUAAAAGAAACUGCCAUACCUUUUUUCAUUGUGGUUGUGCUGUGUCCUGGAUUUUCACCAUAUUUUGAAUGUGUAGAAAGGUGUAAACUAUUUUUAUGACCCACAUUUGAAGUAUUAGAAGUGGGUUUGGGGUAAAAAUGGCAUUCUUCACGGUUGGCAGUUGGUGCUGAGGGAAGCAAAUGCCUGUCUGCCCGAAACAGCUCCCCAAAUGGUUCCUAUCCCUGGAAUUUUAGAAUUAAUUUAACUCCUUGAAAGAUUAAAGUACUUACCCAAGCAUGGUGAUAUAUUAACUAGAAGAAACAGCAUUAGUUUAUGUUACUAACUUUUGCCACCCGUUUUCAGUAGGUAAAAUAAGACUGAUAACUGAACAGAAAAGAUUCUGUUCAAUGGCGGUAGUAAAGAACAUGUACUACUAGUCAUUCCCGGGUACAGCAAUGUGAGAGUGAACCAUCUGGACAGGAAAAUCCCCCAAAUGGUGGUCAAGAAACCAGAAAACGUAGUGGGGAGAAUUCUACCUCACAGUUGUGCACAGGGGAUAGCUAUGUUUUUGCAGGACAUUUUAGCCUUUACAAAUCAUAUUUUCAAUAUUGUCUUUUUAUUCUGUACCACCCAGCUAUAGUUAUUUCACACCCCAGUGACUUUUAUCCCGUUUGUCUUACCCUUUCUGCCUGUUCUGUUACAUAUAGUGGUUACCUGUAUAAGGCUAUAAAAUUAUAAUCAUAUGUAUGUUUCCAAUGCUUGUGUUCAAAGAUAUUUAUGUAUGAUUCAUACAGUCUUUCCUAUUUGAUUUUUAAGGGCUGGGAUAUUUGGCUUCUACUGUAAAUCCUUAUAAUGUUCCACACAUAUUGUAAAUGUAAUGAAAAUGUUAAAAACUAUAAUUCAUGGCAACAGAUUUUGAUAUGUAUUUCUUUGUAUGUUAUCACUUUGGACAAUAAAUUUGGUUUCUGUUAAUAAAGAUUGUUCAUCC